GUAUAUUGCUUAAUGAGUAAAAAAGUGAAUGGCAGGACACAGCGAUUCAGUCUCUUAGUAACUCCAUCUAAAGCAUCGUAUAUGUUAAAAAAAUCAUCUUUGUCAUUUGGUUUAGUAGAAAUGAAAUGUGAAAAUAAGAAAUAAUUAAUAAACUUUCAGCAAAAGAGUUAUUUUGGCACACAAAAUUAAUUUUGAAAAAAUAUCAUUAUUGUUUAAAUUUAUCUUGAUGUUUAUGUGUCACGUGAAAACAAAGACGUUAUCCAUGUUGGAAAGAUCUAAUGCUUAAAUAUACAACAAAUAAGUUUUGAAUUUAACAUCUGAGAUAUAUCUACUGUUUUAAAAUAUGAAAUCCAAAUAUAAAGUUUUACAAAUAUAUUCUUGUGUACUCUUACAAUUUUAUUUAUUGCAAGAUACUUUGUCAGCAACAUGUUUGACACCUCUACAACAAUUAGGAAAUUGUGUCAAGAUAAGAGAUUGUCCUGCUCUUAUAAAUAUUUUGCGAACAAAGGGAGAAGCUGCUGGUGAAUUUUUACGUAGAUCGGCAUGCCAGUACGAAGGAAGAGAUCCUAUAGUGUGUUGUCCUGAAAUUGGAGAUUAUAAUUCAAAUACAAACCCAGAUAUCGACAAAGAAAGACAGAACUCUUUGACCAAGUAUAAUUUUUUAAGUCCUCCGCAAUGUGGUUUUAGUAACGUCAGUUAUUCGAGAGUUGUUGGUGGAAUUCCUGCGGAAAAAGGUGAUUGGCCGUGGAUAGCUGCGCUUGGAUAUGAGGCCAAAACAUCUAGAGAGAGAAUUAAAUGGCUUUGUGGUGGUGCUUUAGUUUCUUCAAAUCACGUUUUAACAGCAGGACACUGUGUUUAUAAUCGACCAGAUUUAAUACUAGUACGGUUGGGGGAUUUGGAUUUAUUUUCAAAUGCCGAUAAUGUUCAACCUAUCGACGUUAUUAUUGAAAGAAAAAUUUUGCAUCCUGAAUACAGUGCUACCACAUACACCAAUGACAUUGCUAUUUUAAAAUUAAGAGACAGUAUUUCUUUCUCAGCUCUAAUUCAUCCUAUUUGUCUUCCAUGGGGGGAUGAGAUUCGAAAGAGGGAUUUUUCUCGCACUUUUCCCUUCAUUGCUGGAUGGGGCUCGAUUUAUUUCAAUGGUCCAUCCAGCAGUCAUCUUCAAGAACUUCAAAUUCCAACUGUCGACACUAAUCAGUGUCAAAAAGCUUUCAGGCAAUUUAAAACCGCAAAUAUCGAUGGGCGAACUAUUUGCGCAGGUUAUGCAAGAGGCGGGAAAGAUGCUUGUCAAGGAGACAGUGGUGGACCUCUAAUGUUCCCAAAGGAAACAACAUUUUACCUUAUUGGAAUUGUAUCGUUUGGUUUUCGAUGUGCAGAAGCAGGCUUUCCUGGAGUAUAUACUCGAAUAACGGCUUUUUUGGAUUUUAUACAUAAAAAUAUGAUAUAAAUAAAAUAGCCCUAUUUAAACAUGAAUAUUUAAUAACCAUUAUACGUACAAUAUUAUUAUUACAUAUUUUAUGAUAUUUUCAUUAUAUGUUACAUAAUAAUAAUAUUAAUAUGUGGAAAAAUUCGCAUUGUUAUCGCUGAAAAUUUUAUGGCUUAUAAAUUUUCUGCAAUUACUUUUGAAUUCCAGUAAUAGCCCAGUAAGAAGUAAGGAAUUGAGAAAAAUUGACAGUUCUUAACUUUUACAGAAAAGGUUAAAUUAUCAAUUUUUUUGAAUUACGUUUCAGUUCAAACUUAGCUUUAUUUCAGCUUCUCCAAAUGAAAAUGAAAAGAAUUGGUCCGAAACGGAAUUCAAAAGAAUUAAAAAUUUCGAAUUCUUAUUAAUUCCUCACUUCUUACUGGAAGUGGACCUCUACGAAAUUUGUAAAAGAGGCAGACUUAGUAUGAAUGGUUUGCAAGAAAUAGAGGUCUAAAUAUUUUUGCUUUUACAGUACGCAAUAUAUACUUCAAAUUAAUCGUAACUUUUUUAAAAGUAAAUUUAUUAUAAACUUCUCUAGAUGUUUUGAACUCUCACGUGCUCCAGCUGGGUCCUUAGAACACAGAUAAAAGUAUUUUUAAUCUACUUCCACUUAAAAAAUAUUAUAAAAUUGUCACCAAAUUAGACUUGGUUACGUAAUAAUACACACUUUUAUCCAUCAUUUUUUAUUUAUAAAACACUCUGAUUAAUUAUCUUUUAGACCGAAUAUACGUAAAUUUUUAAAGAUUUUUGAACCACCUCCCCCCGUAAAUUGGUAGCGUAGUUUAUGGAUGACCCCUAAGUGCUCAAGCUGACUCUAGGAAACCCAGCUUAUAAAUAUUUUUAAAAAGCUAGCAAUUAUUGGUCAAUAUUCUAUUAAUUUAUAGUGUUUUAUCGUUGCUCAUUUUUAGUUAAAACUUAUUCUAAACGAUUGAAAAUAUUAAGCACCAUACUAUAAAUUUUUAUUUUUUAAUGAAAUUAAAAAUCUGGGUAUGUUGCACUUACCAUGGUCGCGCAGUCGAAAAUUCCAAAAAUAUAAUAAAAAUAAAAAAUAUUCUGAAAAUUAAAAAAAAUUGGUUAUAACAAUUUUUUUCUGAGUAAUAAUUGUUUGGCGCUCACUGUAAAAGCAAAUAUGUUGGCAACAUUAUAUCACGACAUACCGUUAUACUAAGUCUUCCUUUUUUAUAAAUUUUGAAGAGAUAGAGUAUUACUAUAAUUUGAAAGUAAUUGCACAAAAAUCAGAAUAAGAAAUAACACUUAGAGUCGUAACACUUAGCGGGUUUUUACCCAUGUGUAGGUCAGCAUGAAAAGGCCCCUCUUUGGCACUAUUGAUGAACUUAUCUGUAUGAUCAUUUUUUAUUAAAGGACCCCCAGGAAAUAAAUUAGUUUUAGGUUCCAGUCGAUUUUCUCAUAAAUUUUGCAUUUUAAGUUUAUAUUCAGACUGUAGAAAACUGUUAAAUUAAAAAACUCAUAGGAAAUUCGACUGCUACCCAAAGCUAAUGUAUUUUCCUGCGGGGUUCUUUUAAAUGAAUUUGAGCUGUUUUGUACACCUCUAUAUGUGACAAAUUUACGAAGAUUUUAAGAGUGAAAGUUAUUAGUGUCAAAACCUAAAUUAGAGAAAACCAUGUUUAAAAUUUAAUAAAUUGUACCAUUAAUUGCAAUGUUAACUAAAAAAUUAAUACUAGUUUACAGUGACUUUGACCUACGACAUUUGAUUCGAGAGCUAAGAAUGUGCGAGACUUUGUAGUUUGGUUUUCAACAAUAAGAGAAAAAUUUUAAAAUAUAUAUUAUUUUUAGGAAAUUUGGAUUAUCUCCUAAAAUAAGUGAUAAAUGGGCAUUUCCCAGCUUAAAAUCCCCGUCCAG
This is a messenger RNA of Leptopilina heterotoma, 3322 nucleotides long. Its product is annotated as venom serine protease Bi-VSP-like. Gene Ontology annotation, biological process: proteolysis. Gene Ontology annotation, molecular function: serine-type endopeptidase activity. The coding region runs from base 344 to 1447 and encodes 367 amino acids. The transcript is spliced from 7 exons. NCBI's taxonomy places the organism in Eukaryota, Metazoa, Arthropoda, Insecta, Hymenoptera, Figitidae. The record is from RefSeq and is a predicted model, not a curated record.